GGAACAUGCCCAGGAUCGGUUCUCUGGGCUCUCUACUAGCCAGCUGACCAGGAAGGCCCCCCAGUGGACUGAAGCAUGAUCUCCAUCACCGAGUGGCAGAAAAUUGGCGUGGGCAUCACCGGCUUCGGCCUCUUCUUCAUCCUCUUUGGGAUACUCCUGUACUUUGACUCCGUGCUCUUGGCUUUUGGAAACUUGCUGUUCCUGACUGGCCUCUCCCUCAUCAUCGGCCUGAGGAGAACGUUUUCUUUCUUCUUCCAACGGCACAAGCUUAAGGGAACCAGCUUCUUCCUGGGGGGUGUGGCCAUUGUGCUGCUGCGUUGGCCCCUGCUGGGCAUGCUCCUGGAGGCCUAUGGGUUCGUUAGCCUCUUCAAGGGCUUUUUCCCUGUCGUCUUUGGCUUCCUGGGCAGUGCGGCUAACAUCCCCUUCCUGAGCACACUGUUCCAGAGACUUCAAAGCUCCUCCAGCUCAAUGGUCUGAAGUGCCCGAGUGAGCGCCUUGAACUUGGAUUGUUGGUGGAGGGGCUGGAAAGGAAACCGGGGCUAUCUUCAUGAGCCCCCUCCCCAAGCACUGACUUACUUCUUCCCAUCACACACGGGCAUCUCCGAGUCCAGAAGAAAGAUGGAGCUGAGUGACAGAUCUUAAACCCCCAAGUCAUCUCAAGAGGCUGCCAGGAGCACAGAUCCUGGCCAUGACACCCAGCUAGGGCUGGAUGUAAAAUUCCCACCCUGACUUUAUGCAGGAGACUGAAGAUUAAAUCCAAAAGCUGUGAAUGUA
Molecule: messenger RNA, 774 nt
Organism: Mastomys coucha (southern multimammate mouse)
Lineage: Eukaryota; Metazoa; Chordata; Mammalia; Rodentia; Muridae
Gene: Golt1a
Product: golgi transport 1A
Exons: 5
Coding region: 76-477 (133 amino acids)
Biological process (GO): endoplasmic reticulum to Golgi vesicle-mediated transport; retrograde transport, endosome to Golgi
Cellular component (GO): endoplasmic reticulum; membrane
Source: RefSeq, a predicted model, not a curated record